Messenger RNA from Trematosphaeria pertusa, 2325 nucleotides. RefSeq names its product methylenetetrahydrofolate reductase 2. The record is from RefSeq and is a predicted model, not a curated record. Gene Ontology annotation, molecular function: methylenetetrahydrofolate reductase [NAD(P)H] activity; FAD binding. The transcript has 5 exons. Gene Ontology annotation, biological process: tetrahydrofolate interconversion. Bases 317 to 2263 code for a protein of 648 amino acids. Gene Ontology annotation, cellular component: cytosol. NCBI's taxonomy places the organism in Eukaryota, Fungi, Ascomycota, Dothideomycetes, Pleosporales, Trematosphaeriaceae.
UUACGUGGCGGCGGACGGAAGCAUCGAUCAAGCUUGCUGGGAGUCUUGGCUUCCGAUUGUCCUCCGACUCACCAACUCCGCACUAGCUCUCCUCCUCCCACACAAAUUUCUUCGCUACGAGCUACCUCAUAAGCCUACGGAAGACCAGUCGCGGUUGAUGCUGCGUGAGCUUGCGGAUCGUUGGGCCCGCGUUCGCUACUUCGGAUAGCUGGAGUUGUUUUGAGAGUGGCGGAGGUCGCGGAGAAGUUUGUGAACGACCCCGGAGGAGUGAAGAUAAUAUUUCUUUUGUUAGAUUUCCUUUGCACAACUCGCCACGAUGCACGUCUCAGAGAUGCUUGCCCAGUCGAGGGCAGAGGGGAAGCCCACCUUUUCCUUUGAGUUCUUUCCCCCCAAGACAGCCCAGGGCGUCCAAAACCUCUACGACCGCAUGGACCGCAUGCACGGCUUCGGCCCCAAGUUCAUCGAUGUCACCUGGGGCGCUGGCGGUCGCCUCUCCCACCUUACCUCCGAAAUGAUCAAGGUUGCCCAGAGCGUCUAUGGCCUCGAGACGUGCAUGCACCUGACCUGCACCGACAUGGAGAAAUCGAAGCUGGACGAGGCUCUGAAGGAGGCAUACCAGGCAGGGUGCACCAACAUCCUGGCUUUGAGGGGAGACCCACCGAGAGAACAGGAGAAGUGGGAGGCUACUAAGGGUGGUUUUCGCUAUGCUAAAGACCUGGUCAAAUAUAUCCGGGACCGGUACGGAAACCACUUCGACAUCGGCGUUGCGGGAUACUCAGAAGGCUGUGACGAUAACAAGAAUGUGGAUCAGCUCGUCGACCACCUGAAAGAGAAGGUGGAUGCGGGCGCUACGUUCAUUGUUACCCAGAUGUUCUACGACACCGACAUCUUCCUGGACUGGGUGAAGAAGGUCCGUGCGAAGGGCAUCGAUAUCCCGAUCAUCCCCGGUAUCAUGCCGAUUCAUACAUACGCCGCCUUCCUGCGCCGUGCCAAUUGGACCAAGUGCCACAUUCCGCCUCACUGGACCGAAGCGCUUGAGCCGGUCAAGAACGACGACGCAGAGGUCCGCGAGGUCGGCAAAGGCCUGGUGGCGGACAUGUGCCGCAAGCUCAUCGACGCCGGCAUUCUCCACCUGCACUUCUACACCAUGAACCUCGCUCAAGCCACUCGCAUGGUCUUGGAAGAACUGGAGCUGCUUCCAGACGUCGAAAGCCCGCUACAGAAGCCUCUGCCCUGGAGACCUUCGCUUGGCCUCAACCGCCGCGAUGAGAACGUGCGACCCAUCUUUUGGCGUAAUCGUAAUCGAUCAUACGUCGCUCGUACGCAAGACUGGGACGAGUUUCCUAACGGCCGCUGGGGAGAUGCUAGGUCUCCCGCUUUCGGUGAACUGGAUGCCUAUGGUAUCGGUCUGAAAGGCACUAACGAACAGAACAUCAAACUCUGGGGCUCGCCGGUGUCGAUCAAAGACAUCUCGGACCUGUUCGUUCGCUACAUGGAAGGCAAGCUGAACUCGCUGCCCUGGAGUGAAGCGCCGAUCACCAAGGAGGCUGAGUCACUCCAGCAAGAUCUCAUUGACCUGAACCGACGUGGAUUCCUUACCAUCAACUCCCAGCCAGCAGUCAAUGGAGCCAAGUCAUCUCAUCCCGUCUAUGGCUGGGGACCUCGCAACGGCUACGUCUAUCAAAAGGCAUACCUGGAGAUUUUUGUCUCUCCCGAGCAUAUCGCCGAGGUCAUCACCAGGAUUGAGCGCGACCCUGACUUGACCUAUUACGCCGUGAACAAGGAGGGCGAUUUGAAGACGAACGCACCCGGUGAUGGUCCGAACGCGGUAACCUGGGGCGUCUUCCCUGGCAAGGAAAUCGUGCAGCCGACCAUUGUCGAGACGGUGAGCUUCCUAGCCUGGAAGGACGAGUUCUACACACUCGGGCAGGAGUGGGCGAAUUGCUACUCCUCCAUCAACCCUUCUCGUUAUGUCAUUGAAGAUCUCAUGGAUACUUGGUACCUUAUCAACAUUGUCCACAACGAUUUCCAUGUAGAACACGGCAUAUUCCCUCUAUUCGAAGGUCUUCAAGUAGCGAACAUGGAGAAACCGCUCCACCGAACCGGCACGCCCACCCCGAUUGCGACUAAUGGUGAUGCCGCCAGCAAUGGUGACUCCGGUGUCAAAGACCGCAAACCGAAACUUGACGAGCUUGUGGAUGCGGCGAAAUCAGCUGCCUCAGCUGUCACUAAUGGCCUCAACAGCCUAAAAGUAUCUAAUUGAUAUGUUAUGGUACUGCGACGAUAUUACGAUCUUACUGCAUUCAACACGGAAGACCGGUCUCC